UUGAAAUAACCAUUUCGUCCCGUUGCACAUUCGUCCGAAAUCGUAGUGCGAAAAAAAAGAGGAGUAAAUAGUAACCCAAGAAAAUAAUUUAUUACGCGCCAAAUCAAUUAUAAGAUUUCUUAAACAUUCAAGUAAUUAUAUUCACAAAUAAACAUCAAUCAACUUCGCUAUUAAAAAGUGAACAAAAUGUUGCGUGUUGGUAUCAGAGCUGUUCGUAAGAGUUUUAAUGCAAGAAAUUUUGCUAAUGCAUCAGCACAAGAACAUGCACUAUCGGCGACUUUCAAGAUUCAAGAUCCUAAGGACUUUAAUGAACGCGUAAAAAAUUCUAAAGUGCCUGUGAUCGUCGAUUUUUUCGCGACGUGGUGUAACCCAUGCCGCAUGUUGACUCCUCGUUUAGAAUCAGUGAUCGCAGAGAAACAGGGAAAAGUACUUUUGGCUAAGGUUGACAUUGAUGAAAACAGUGAUCUUGCACUUGAUUAUGAAGUUGGCAGCGUUCCUGUUUUAAUUGCGAUGAAGGAUGGGAAAGUCUUAGAAAGAGUUGUUGGUUUACAAGAUACAGAUAAACUCAGACAAUUUGUUAACAAAUAUGCAGAAUAGUACAAUAUAAUGUUACAUAUAGUAUGGUCUUGUUGUACCUUUUGUAGCUGUGGCAUAUGUUACAUAUUUAAAAAAAAAUAGUAUAUACAUACUUUUCAACUUGGACUAUUUUUCUUUUUUUUUAUUAAAUACAAAGAAAUUGCAGUAAAAGAUUGUAAUCUAUA
Messenger RNA from Vespula vulgaris, 761 nucleotides. RefSeq names its product thioredoxin, mitochondrial-like. Gene Ontology annotation, cellular component: cytoplasm. The record is from RefSeq and is a predicted model, not a curated record. NCBI's taxonomy places the organism in Eukaryota, Metazoa, Arthropoda, Insecta, Hymenoptera, Vespidae. The coding region runs from base 187 to 597 and encodes 136 amino acids. The transcript has 3 exons. Gene Ontology annotation, molecular function: protein-disulfide reductase activity; oxidoreductase activity, acting on a sulfur group of donors, disulfide as acceptor.